Molecule: messenger RNA, 2347 nt
Organism: Thamnophis sirtalis
Lineage: Eukaryota; Metazoa; Chordata; Lepidosauria; Squamata; Natricidae
Source: RefSeq, a predicted model, not a curated record
AUUCAGAAACCAUUCGACUUCCUUAUGAAGAAGGAGAAUUACUUGAAUAUUUGGAUGCCGAGGAGCUACCCCCUAUUUUAGUUGACCUUCUUGAAAAAUCUCAGAUUAAUAUUUUCCAUUGUGGGAGUGUCAUAACAGAAAUACGUGACUAUAGACAGUCUGGUAAUCUGAAAUCUCCAACGUAUCAAAGCAAACACAUUCUUUUGCGCCCAACAAUGCAGACCUUGAUUUGUGAUGUGCAUUCUAUUACAAGUGACAACCACAAGUGGACACAGGAAGACAAACUUCUAUUAGAAAGUCAACUGAUACUGGCAACAGCAGAACCUCUGUGUCUAGAUCCAUCAAUUGCUGUUACGUGCACAGCAAACCAGCUUUUGUAUAAUAAGCAAAAAAUGAAUACUCAGCCAAUGAAACGAUGUUUCAAGAAAUAUUCCAGGCCAUCUCUGAAUUACCAGCAGGAGGUGUCUCAAAGUACCAUUCCACCACAGUUCAAGCUAUUUGAUUAUUUACAAAAAAGAAAGGAGAGAAGAGGAAGCCAACAGUAUGAUCUCAAAAUUUCCAAAGCUGGAAAUUGUGUUGAUAUGUGGAAACAGAACCCCUGCUAUUUGACUGCACCAUCUGAAAUAGAUGUGGAAAAAUAUGCUAAAGUGGAAAAAUCUAUGAAACCCGAUGAUUCACAACCAAGUGUCUGGCCAAUUCAUGAAAUAAAAGAUGAUUAUGUGUUUGAAUGUGAAAGUGGCAAUCAUUUUCAGAAGACAAAAUUGACAAUUUUUCAGUCCCUUGGAAAUCCAUUGUACUAUGGUAAAAUACAGACUCUUAAAAAUGAUGAGGAUAACGAAAGUCCAUCACAUUUUCUUAUUGGCUCAAAGUCGGAAGCAGAAAGAGUAGUCAACCAAUACCAGGAGCUGGUUCAAAAUGAAGCUAAAUGUCCUGUGAAGAUUUUUCAUAACUCAAGUGGAUCAAUCCAUGCCAGUCAACUUUCUCCUGGGAAGGAACUAGAACAGACUGAGGGUGUGGCAGGUUAUAUACAGUCUUCAGUGUUGGGAAAAGGUGUGAAACACAGACCACCUCCCAUCAAGCUACCUUCAAGUUCAGCAAGCAGUUCUUCAGGUAAUAUUUUUAGUCCACAGCAGUCAAGCAGUCAUCUCAAAUCCCCAACUCCUCCUCCUCCUCCUCCUCCUUCUGCUCUUCCUCCUCCUAAGCCUCCCUGUGUAUCUCGGAAGCAGUCUCUGGAUCUGAACCAAUUGAGCAUGCUUUCUUCGACUUCUGUGUCUCCUGCAAGUGCUUCACAAAGGUCUGGAACUCCUAAGCCAACUACUCCUACUCCAACCAACACCCUUUCAUCGACCCCACACCCUGCCGAUGCUCAGAGCUCAUCUCUGAUUACCCUUACUCCCCAAGAUUCAGGCUUCACCCCUCAGCCCACUUUGCUUACCCCGUUUGCUCAACAGCAAAUGUCUCUGGGCCAGGCAUUGCCUGUAAUGACCAUUCCUCUUUCCACCAUGGUAACUUCCGUUACUACAGGAACAUCUUCCAACCAGGUCAUGACAAACACUGCAGGACUUAACUUCAUCAAUGUAGUGGGCUCUGUGUGUGGAACACAAACAUUAAUGAGUGGUUCAAAUCCCAUGUUGGGGGGUAGUACUGGUGCACUCCCCCCUGCAGGUAUAAACCUGAGUAAUAUUUUACCUUCAGGAAAUCUGAUGCCAAAUGCACUCCCUGCUGCAAUGCAGCAUAACUCUCAGCCAGGUGUCCCUUUUGGUUUAAAAAAUGCUCCAGGCCUUCGCCCAUUGAAUCUUCUACAGCUUGCAGGUGGCUCACUGAUAUUCAAUCCUCUCCAGCAGCAGCAGCAGCAACAACUCUCCCAGUUUUCAUCUCAGCUGCCUACAACUUCUAGUCCUCAGCUACAGGGAGAUCAGGGUUCUGAGGAAGCAUCCCCAAACCAGGAUCAAUCUUUAUCUGUUCAGCAAACUGCUGUUGUUAACUUGACUGGAGUAGGGAACUUUAUCCAACCUCAAGCAGCAGUUCUUUCUCCAUCAAAUGGUUAUGGCGGUAGCAGCAUAAGCAGCUCUACUACUACAUCAUCUAGGUACCCAGUCAAAAAGUAAAAAGGGGGGAAAAAAACUUCACUGGUAUCAAAAUCCUGAAACUUGCAUUUGAGAGAGAUGUAUGUAUUCAAUAAUAAUAUUUUUAAAAAUGUUUUUUAAAAAAAGAAACUGAAUUUGUAGCUAUACUGAGGCAUAGCAAUCGACUGAAAUUUGUAAGAAAGCUAUACUGUUUUAAAAUGAAAUUAUUCAUCUGGAAAUGUUACACAAAUUUCAAGAUUAAAUGAUAUUGUGAAAUAAUG